Messenger RNA from Recurvomyces mirabilis, 555 nucleotides. RefSeq lists its product as uncharacterized. The coding region runs from base 1 to 555 and encodes 184 amino acids. NCBI's taxonomy places the organism in Eukaryota, Fungi, Ascomycota, Dothideomycetes, Mycosphaerellales, Teratosphaeriaceae. The transcript has 2 exons. The record is from RefSeq and is a predicted model, not a curated record.
AUGACCUUCCAGAUCUUCGAACGAGACACAAAUCCAUACCAUCGCGGAAAGGGCUGGGCGUUGUACUCUCACUGGGUGCUGGACGACUUCCUCUCCCUGCUCCCUCAGCAUCUCAUCAACAGACUGCCGGAGACAUACAUAGAUCCACAAGCCACUGCUCGAGGCGAGAAUGGCCGCUUCACGUUCUUCGACCUGAGUACUGACGAGGCGAAAUGGCAGGUGCCGCCUACACGGCGACUGAGGCUGUCGAGGAAUAAGUUGCGGAAUUUGCUGUUGGAUGGGAUUGAUGUACAGUGGGCUAAGCGUGGUGUCAAUAUAAUUCAGGAUGGUGAAGGCCUCGAAGCUCACUUUGACAAUGGAUUCACUGUGGCUGUGCCCGUACGUUUUCUGGGUGCAAGCACAAUCACCCCGGCAGACGUCGGUAAACGGUUCAAGGAACUCGACCCCUUCUGCUUUCAAGGUGGCGAUCCACAGACGGACAGCUUCUUGUUCUUCUCUUUCCUUGACACUCCCACCAGCAACGACCGGAACACAGACAGCGACUUCGAGUGCUAG